AUGCCCGUCCGACCCCUCCGCCCGAAACAGCUCGUCGAGGGGCUACUCGUCCCGCUCGUGACCAAAAGACUGAAGGAGAGCUUUGAUCGUAAUUUGAUCAUCAAGAUGCCUCAAUUUGAGGAACCAGUGGCGGUGCAGGGGCAGGCCAGAUGGGUUAUGACGCGAUGUUGCCAAUGCGCCAACCUGUAUCUCGUCGAGGAUGGGGUGAUCGAGGCGACGUAUACCGACCCUGACGAGGGCGGGAUGGAGUUGCAGCUUUGGAAGUUCGGGCUGUUUCCUUUGAGACCGAUUGAGGAUGGGGAGCGCCUUCGAUGGCAUGUCGGCAGGGAGGAUAUCCAAUGGUAUCCCGGCGGACGUGAUCAUGACGGAAGUGAUGAUGGAGCCGAGAUAAUGCAGCGGCUGAUCUACCGCAGACGCGACAUACACCUCGACUCCGAGACUCGAGCGCGGAUCGAGCUCGAUCCAGAGCUGAAGACUCCUCGGCAUGACUGCUACCGGGAUUUCAUAGCCGAGCAUACCUUUGCGACCGGCGUCAGGCUCUUGCGUCCGCUCGUGCAUGGCUCUGGUCCAGCGCCGGAGGGGUCGAGAAAGCUGAAGUCUGGGGACGCUAGGGUCAUGCUCAUCAGUGGGAAGCGAUACAUUUUGGAUCAAGGCGGAUGCAAGACUUGUGCCAACGUCAAGAUAUGCCCGGACUCCCUUCAUCGAUAUCCGAAUAGCAUCCAGCUCGAGCUCAUCACGACUAGGCGGGUGGAGAAGGGAGAGGCAAUUAAGUGGUGGGCAUCAGAUGGCUGUGGGGAUCAGGAUGUGUGUUAUCAUCAUAGAGCUUUCUAG
This is a messenger RNA of Dioszegia hungarica, 831 nucleotides long. RefSeq lists its product as uncharacterized. Lineage: Eukaryota; Fungi; Basidiomycota; Tremellomycetes; Tremellales; Bulleribasidiaceae. The record is from RefSeq and is a predicted model, not a curated record. The transcript is spliced from 5 exons. Bases 1 to 831 code for a protein of 276 amino acids.